Molecule: messenger RNA, 1157 nt
Organism: Bombus terrestris (buff-tailed bumblebee)
Lineage: Eukaryota; Metazoa; Arthropoda; Insecta; Hymenoptera; Apidae
Product: rhomboid-related protein 4
Exons: 3
Coding region: 351-1094 (247 amino acids)
Cellular component (GO): membrane
Molecular function (GO): serine-type endopeptidase activity
Source: RefSeq, a predicted model, not a curated record
UGAUUGCAAAGAGCUGUUGCUAAUUCAAAACCAGAAAGUUCAUCAUAAAGAUCAUACAAUUGAUGUAAAGUUUGCAGAAUUAGAAAAAACAAGAAACUUCUUGGUUUGACCUCUUAUCUUCACAAUCUAUUUAUUGGUGAAAUUUACAAAUUUUUCCAGUUGGUGCUGAAUAAUGUUGAAUAAGCUAAAUUUCUUGACAGCCUAACGUAGUAAACGUUUGUCAAAGUGCUGUAUUUGAUUUUAAUAAAAUCAUUGCACUAUAGUGAUAACAAUAAAUUAUAAUUGUGUUUUGAACUUUAUGAUCCAAGUUAUAAACGGAAGAAUAUUUUACAUUCGUAAAUUAAUACGUCAUGAGACCUAUUCAAAGAAGACAACAGGGUUUACAAUACGGCAUUUAUUUGCUAUGUAUGCAAGCUCUAAACUAUGGUAUUGAUAAAAUUCCACCAGCUACUUUAAUUACAAUUAUUGCACAGGUUUUACUAUAUGUUGGUUUGAUAAAAGUUCCAUGGAAUGCAGAGGAAGUAUGCAUAUCAGCGAUAAAAGUAUUUAAAUACCGUGAUUGGAAUUCUUUCUUAAUAUCAAAUUUUGAACAUGGUUCAGAUAUGCACUUAUAUUAUAAUAUGGUAUCUUUGAUCUUGAAAGGUUCAUAUUUAGAACCUAUGUAUGGAACAAUAAAUUUUGUUAUUCUAUUAGCUAUUCUUUCGUUUGGAUGCAGUACUAUGUAUGCAGGAUUAGGCUAUGCUUUAAUGCAGUUAACAGGAGAUUAUGGAUAUUAUACACAAUGUGCUAUUGGUUUCUCUGCUAUUUUAUUUGCAUUAAAAGUAAUUGUAGUGUGUGAAGAGUAUGAUAGAAUUCAGGAUGUUGGAGGAUUUAGAGUUUCCAGUAAAAUUGCUGUUUGGGUUGAACUAAUUUUAAUUCAUCUGUUAGUUCCACAAUCUUCAUUUAUAGGACAUCUUGGGGGUAUUUUAGUUGGUUGUUUAUAUUGUUAUACUUUUAUUGGUGAAAUAGUUGAUAACAUGAUAUAUGGCAUAACUGGUACUCCUAUUAUACAUGAAGAACAAUUUUAUAGAAGGCGUAGCUCAUUAUUUAGGUAAAUUGAAACUGUUAUAAAUUUCAAAUGACAGGAGAUAUUAAAUUAUUAUUACCAAGAACUCCAA